UAUUGGCCUUUCUAUACGCGAAUACUAACACGUGCAUCUGCAUUAGUGUUAUCUAAAUUUAGAAUAGGCUAAUUAUCCACGAGUCUUAACGGAAUACAUGUACAUUCAUUUGUCUAUCAUUCAUUUCAUGGUAGAUCUAUCACAGAAUCGAGUGAGUCAUGUUGUUUACAUUGCGCGAUUAACUAACCAGGACUGGAUCUAUAUCUACUGUAACCACACAUGUUUCACUGAUGUGAAGUUGUCGUGGCCUAGUGGUUAAGGAGACGGACAACAAGUCUUUUGGGAUCUUCAAACGCAACGUAUACAUCUGGGAACAAUGUCCUCAAAUAAACGGACACAUUCCGUCGACCAAGACGCCGACCAGGAUGAUGAUUCACCGAAAUAUCCUGCACGUGACAUCGACGGCGGCUGGGGCUGGAUGGUCUGCGUCGGAUGCUUCGUCUGUCACGUGAUCACCGACGGGAUAUUUUACUCCUUCGGCAUGAUCUUUGUGGAGCUCCUGAAUACGUUCGGGGAAAGUAAAGGGGACACUUCCGUCAUAGGAUCCUUGUCGACGGGAAUGUGCUUUCUUUCAGGACCGAUUGUGUCGAUUCUCGCCAACCGGUUUGGAUGCCGAGCAGUGACCAUUUGUGGCGCAUUCGUCGCGUCAACCGGUCUCUUUGUGAGCGCGUUUGCCCCCAACAUACAGUUCCUAUAUUUCUCGCUGGGUAUUUUAACGGGUUUCGGUAACGGGAUGAUCUACUUACCGUCCAUUGUUUCCGUCACCGUGUAUUUCCGGAAGAAGCGUUCCCUAGCAACGGGUAUUGGCGUCAGCGGAUCCGGAAUAGGAACGUUCAUAAUGAGCCCGCUAACGAGUGUUUUGGUACAGCAUUACUCGUGGCAUGGGGCGUUGAUCGUGCAGUCCGGUCUGCUGCUACACUGCGUCGCGUGCGGGCUGCUGUUCCUACCCUUAGACCAACAACACACCUUACGCAUUAAAGAAUAUCGUACUAAGUACGACGAAGCACUUACAUCACUCUCAAAAGAAUCCGAAAGUGGUGUUUUAGAGAAUGGCUUGAAUGGGAUUUUAGAAAAUGAUAUCGAUUCUUUACAAACGACGACAAGCAAGAAUACAACCAAAAGCAACGGUCAACACCAAAUCGACAGCGAGAACGAACUAUCUAUUCCGCUGACUUCAGGUGAUACGUCCGAUUACGACAUUGAUAAAACACAUGAAGUCUCAUCUCCUACGCCUCUCCUGAGUUCUUCAAUAUCCGGUUCAAACGAGAGCAACAGAUCGUGCGCCGCAAAGAUACGUGAACUAUUUGACUAUGAGAUGUUCAAGUCAGUAAAAUUCCUCUUGUUUUUGGUGUCGCUCUUCUUCUACGGCCUUGGAUAUUAUGUGCCUUAUGUGUACCUCCCGGACAUGGCCAUGCGAAUGGGAAUCAGCGAGUUCCGGUCCUCCUGGCUUCUGUCCGCAGUAGGAAUCACGAACACCGUGGGGCGAGUUGUCUUCGGAUACAUUUCGGACCGGAAGUCGGUGAAUCGUCUGCUAUUGUACAACGUGUCGCUAAUAAUAUGCGGCCUAUUCACAGCUGUUGCUCCUCUGAUGGGCGCAUACUGGUCGCUAAUGGUGUACUCAGCCAUGUUUGGGGUGUUCAGUGGUGUGACUAUCUCCUUGACAUCUGUGAUUCUCGCCGACAUUGUGGGUAUAGACAAACUUUCCAAUGCAUUUGGCAUGUGUAACUUCGUUGGAGGGGUGUCCGUAUUUGCAGGGCCUCCCGUUGCAGGCAGGCUAUUCGACAUUUCCGGUGGAUAUUUGAUGUGCUUCAUAUACGCAGGUAUUUCCAUAGUGCUCAGUGGAGCUAUCCUCUUUAUUGUGCUGUACAUGGAGCGCAAGGAACCGAAGAAACACCGAAUUGUAACAGUUGUAUAGAUCUCAAUGGAGCUAUCUUCUUUAUUGAGCUGUAAUUGGAGCGCAAGGAACCAAACACACUGAAAACCGAAUUGUAACAGUUGUGUAGAUCUCAAUGGAGCUAUCCUCUUAAUUGAGCUGUAAUUGGAGCGCAAAGGACUGAACACAAAGAACAAUGAAAGAUGACACAGCUAAAGUGCCGAGUAGUGCUAUCCUUUAUAUCAUG
Molecule: messenger RNA, 2120 nt
Organism: Dreissena polymorpha
Lineage: Eukaryota; Metazoa; Mollusca; Bivalvia; Myida; Dreissenidae
Product: monocarboxylate transporter 12-like
Exons: 8
Coding region: 317-1915 (532 amino acids)
Biological process (GO): monocarboxylic acid transport; transmembrane transport
Molecular function (GO): monocarboxylic acid transmembrane transporter activity
Source: RefSeq, a predicted model, not a curated record